AUUAUGCAAAAUCUUGGGAAAGCCGACAAAACAACGGACGAAAUUUUUGAAGAUCAUUUGCUAAAUUUUAACACCCAGCAGGUUAACGCCACACGGUUACACAAGGAUAUUAACAACUAUCUGCGAUGUAUAAGAGCUAUGCAGACAGCCAACAAAAACCUGAUGGAUACUUUAAGCGAGAUUUAUGAGAAGGAAUGGGUUGGGCAAGAUAUGCUUUAUGUACAGGCUCAAAAUAAUGAGAUGUUGUGGGCGGAUCUAGCACACAAGCUAGCAGACCAGGUGGUCACGCCCCUUAAUACAUACCAGGCACAGUUUCCAGAGAUGAGGAAAAAGAUUGAUAAACGUGGAAGAAAACUGAUAGAUUUUGAUGCUGAGAGACAUACAGUUCAGCAGAUGCAAAAUAAUCCAAAUAGAAAUGAGGCAAAAUUUAUUAGAGCUAAAGAGCAGAUGGAAAAUGCAAAACGAACAUACGAGGUUUUGAACUCUGAGUUACAUGAUGAAUUGCCUGCCUUGUACGACUCCAGGAUCCUGUUCCUUGUCACCAACAUGCAGACACUCUUUGCUGCAGAGGAGGUCUUCCACUCAGAAACAUCAAAGGUGUACAGUGAACUUGAGGCUGUUGUGGACAAGUUGGCCAAGGAGGUGCAGAAGGGAACACUCCCAAGACGAGCAUAUAAUCGUCCUCUGCCUAUAGCAAAUCACAGUGCUCCAGUCAUUCAAAACUCGUCUUCCAUGAACUCUCCUCCGAAAGUAAACACGAAGAUUUUGAGUCCUGAAAGUAUUAAAAAAGUGCAAAACUUUUCUACUGGAAUUAUUAAUCAUGUCAAGAAUUAUUAUAAUUCAUCGCUCUGGCCUAGCCUAACCCCUCAAGCAGAGAAGAAGAGUUUACCCGCUCAUUCUUCUUCCGGAGAUUCCACGCCCAUCCCUGCCACACCCAUUUUAUCUCCACCAGUAUCAGAACUGCCUCCGGCAGACCCUCCCUCCUCCGAAAAAUCUAAACCAGUCUCACCCAUUGGAAUUCCUUCCGCCCCUGUGUUAAAAGAUACAAGUGCUACAACAGAUAAUCUCCCCCCAGGAGUUCUAUAUAAGGUGAAGGCUGCCUACAAAUACCAGGCGGAGGAUGUUGAUGAAUUAAAUUUUGAGGUCGGAGAGAUCAUCCAGGUUGUCGAAUACGAGGAUCCAGAGGAACAGCAGGAGGAGGGCUGGUUGAUGGGUGUUAAGGAGUCUACUGGACAAAAAGGUCUUUUCCCAGCAAACUUCUCUAGACCAAUCUAAACCAGAGGACCUAAUACACAACUUUGGAGGACUCCUCUAGGCCAAUCUAAACCAGAGGACCUAAUACACAACUUUGGAGGACUCCUCUAGACCAAUCUAAACCAGAGGACCUAAUACACAACCUUUGGAGGACUCCAUUUAAUAAUAACAAGGGGCCUAAAAUACGACCCUGCGGAACAUUCAAACCAAUCCCUUUUGGAGACUCUUGGCCGCCACAAACACAUUUAAGAGGUCCUCCAUUCUCCACCAUGUGGUACUCUAAGAACCUCAACUCUACUGCCUUUGCCUCCUGGCCUUGGUCCUCGGCUUAACCCAGCCUUUAGUCCUUUUUUAGCCCUUUAAACCGCGCAAUCUCAACAAAUUUCUCAGCUUAAAAGCAAAUAUUUAGAGAUAAAACAUUUAUAUAAAAGAGCAUAUUGUACAUAAUCUAAAGAAAAUAUUUAUUAAAAUCUGAUUAAAUAUUGUGGCGAUAGGAUAGAUUUUUACUAUCUAUACCUUCAUUAUAAUCUUCAAAAUUAAGUAUAUAUGAGGAGACAAAACAUAACAUCAUAAUGUUUUCAUUUUUUAUAGGCUCCCCUGUUUAUAUGCACACAUUUUAUAGCUAACAAUUUAACAUACAAGGUCACAUUAAACGUCUCGCUAAAUCUGUGUGGUUAAUUUGUAUUGUACGUUAACUGCGAUGACAAUUGUGAUUUCAGUGCCAAACGUUUGGUCUUUUGGCCACAAAGAUAUUAUUCAUCCGCUUAAUACUGUACUGUACUGCACUGUGCGUAUAUUAAGGUUAAAUCAAAAUUUAUCAACUGUGUAAAGAUUUUUGAUAACUGUACAUUUACAAUGAGAAAUUGUCAAUUAAAUUAUUAAUUCUUAAAUAUUCUGACCGCUGAAAAAUUCUUUUUGCUGUACAAUGUCAUAUUUAUAGUCUGUGCAGUACAGUUAUUACUUCUGCGCAGAUGUCCACAAGUACGUUUCUGCGCAGCGCCUUGAGUGUCGGUGCUAAGUUAACAAACCAUUUUAACAUCUUAAAAAUAAUUUUUAAUUAAAUAUUUGUUUUGACAGUUGGAUAAAUAAAUGUUUUAGCAAGAUA
Messenger RNA from Eurytemora carolleeae, 2359 nucleotides. It is a transcript of the gene Amph, whose product is annotated as myc box-dependent-interacting protein 1. Gene Ontology annotation, cellular component: cytoplasm; plasma membrane. The coding region runs from base 4 to 1275 and encodes 423 amino acids. The record is from RefSeq and is a predicted model, not a curated record. Gene Ontology annotation, molecular function: phospholipid binding; protein binding. The transcript has 14 exons. Lineage: Eukaryota; Metazoa; Arthropoda; Copepoda; Calanoida; Temoridae.